AUGGGUCUGUGUCUGUCUGCCGAGGAAAUCGAACAAAAGGAAAUCAGCCAAAAUAUCGACCGUGGCCUGGAGGAGGACAACAGGCGGCUGAAGAAGGAAUGCAAGAUCUUGCUGCUCGGAAGCGGAGAGUCAGGCAAGUCGACGAUUGUAAAGCAGAUGAAAGUCAUCCAUCAGGGCGGAUACAGUCGAGAAGAACUAGCGACCUAUCGGCUGACAAUCUACAAGAACCUAGUCGAGUCCGCGCAGGCAUUGGUCCUCGCCAUGGAGAGGCUGCGGCUAGAGCCCGCCAAAUCCGAGAACAGGACCAUGGCGGACCGAAUUCUCGACUAUCGCGUCGACGCCGAUCCCUAUUUCACGCUCAGCGCUGACAUUGUCAAUGCGAUUGAUUCGCUCUACCACGACCCGAUCACGGCAACGUGCAUGGAAAGGUCCAGCGAGUUCUAUAUCAUGGACUCUGCGCCCUAG
Messenger RNA from Linnemannia hyalina, 465 nucleotides. The record is from the annotation of a GenBank genome assembly. Lineage: Eukaryota; Fungi; Mortierellomycota; Mortierellomycetes; Mortierellales; Mortierellaceae.